UGCAACGGGGACGUAACGAAAGUUGUGCUGCGUUUGAAAGCGGCAUGCUUGCAGCAAGCGUAGACGAACAGCGGAUAACUCGAGAACGGAUGCCUCUACAGUAGAUCGCGAUUUUUCAUCUUGAGAAAAGUGGUUGAUUUUUAUUAUGUCCCGCAAUUUGAACAUUACCUCUUGAAACCACGGAGUGUGGUGCAACCCUAAAACCAUGAUUUGGACUAUUUUGAUAUCUUAUUGUGCCACUUUUGUUUUCGGAAACAAGACUGGCGAACGGAUACCUUUCUUUCACGGACAUGUAUUCGAAAACUCUCCACCUGGCUCCAAAGUGAACGGUCUGAAUAUCCCUGUGAAGCGCGUUGACGCGCAGAGAUGGUGCUCCAAGACGGGCAUGCAUCUGAAACUCCUAGGAAACGGCAGUGAAGAUUUCCACGUUUUCGCCCACCACAAACGCGGACACAUAUUGCUGAAAACCUCUAACAUUCUGGACAGAGAGGUGCGCGCCGAGUAUUUCCUCAGUGUGGGGCUUUGCUGCCAGAGCUGUGUCUCAGCCGAGCGUGUCGUAGCCGAAGUAGCAUCCAUCAAAGUGGAUGUGCUCGAUACUAACGACCAUGAACCCACUUUUCGCCAUGCGGAUGUCAAAAUAACUUUAGACGACGCCACCGCCUUGAGGUCGGUAGUUUAUAAAGUCACAGCGGAAGAUACGGAUAGUGGCAAAAACGCCGAGCUGAUAUAUUAUGCUCUCCCAAAAAACGGGAGUUUUUACGUUGUACCCAAAACAGGUGACAUUCUCCUUGUUGACUCCAUACUCGGGCUUGCUUCACCAAUAAAGUUUAGUGUCUUUGCAAGAGACCACGGUUGGCCCUCUCGCACUAGUCAUAACAUGGAGAUCGAGAUCAACCCGAGGCAAUGGCCAGCGGUUCCACCACCGUCUCUGCCAUCCCAGCUGAGCCUGUCUCAGAGCGGACUCCCGAGAAAGUCCCGCUCCGUACUGGAGCCUGACAAACCUUUAGUCAUCAGCGUGUCCGAAGAUGCCAGCAUUGGCUCGGUGAUAAUGAACCUUAACCCGGUCAGAUUUCAGUCGGCGAGUUUUGAGUUGGUUUACCCUGAUGCGGAAAGCUCUCCGGUCACCGUUAAUCGAGACAGCGGGGAUUUGGUUAUAUCGAGGAGCCUUGACCGAGAGACAGAGCCCUUAGUGGAGAUUACCGUAAAAGUCCAAGAUAAAAGAGGGCCAGACUGGUACUUGGUCAGGGUGGAGCUGACAGCACUGGACGUCAAUGACAACGCUCCGGAAUGGAGCAUGGUGCCCUUCCCUUUCCUGGCUGUGGUGAACCCCAUGGCCCCAUCUAACUCACUGGUCUACAAGCUCCAAGCCAGGGAUGGAGACGAGGGCCCCAACGGGGAAGUGGAGUACUUUCUGUCCGAUGGGGGGGACGGACGGUUCGAUGUGGACAGGAAGACAGGUCAUGUGCGCACCACAGGCCUGCCUCUGCAGAGGGACAGAGAGUACCUGCUGACCGUAGUGGCUGCAGACAGGAUGGGGAGCCGUAGUCCAUCUGCCGUGCUCUCCGUGGUGGCUGGACCCAGGGCUCCGCAGUUUACCAACGCCUCGUACACAAUCUCCAUCCCAGAAAAUACACAGGCAGGACAACCCUUCCUGGUCACGCCGGCACUGUCCUUCCAGAAGCGGCCCGUCAGCUACAGCCUGCUGAUCAACCCCAGCAGCCUGUUUGCCAUCCAGCCGGAGACGGGCGAGAUCAGCCUGACGCGUGCCGUGGACUAUGAGGCUGACCAGCACCGCUACCUGCUGCUGGUCAGGGCCAGCGAGGCUGAGGGCAGCCUUAGCAGCGCUACAGAGGUGCGUGUCAUCAUCCUGGAUGAGAAUGAUUGCGUUCCCGAGUUCCUGCAGUCCAUCUAUAGCAAAGAUGGAAUCCCCGAGACCGUAACUACAGCAACGUCUCUCCUUCAGGUGUCGGCCACUGAUUGUGACUCGGGGCAGAAUGCAGACAUCACCUACUACACGCUCGGCUCCGGCUUCAUCAUCUCCCCCCACGGCACAGUCUUCCCUGCCGGACCUCUAGACUAUGAGCGGCCCAACCACCUGUACGAGUUCGUGGUGAUGGCGGUGGAUAAGGGGGAGGUGCCUCGCACAGGAACAGCUACGGUGCGCCUGCGUUUGGCCAACGUCAACGACGAAGCGCCAGAGUUCUCACAGCCUGUAUAUCGUACUUUUGUAUCAGAAGAUGCUGGACCCAAUACCUUAGUUGCAACGGUGCUUGCUAAGGACCCAGAUGGUGAUGGGAUCACAUACAAAAUCUCAUCAGGCAAUGAAGAAGGCAACUUUGUCAUUGACAGUCAGAAAGGGCUGAUCCGUCUCCGCUCCACCCCCCCACCCAAACUGCAGGGGGUGGAAUACAUCCUGAACAUCACAGCGAUGGAUGACAACACCUCCGGUGGACCCCAGUCCCUCUCAGCCACUGCCCAGGUCAUUGUGGGAGUGGACGAUGUCAACAACAACAAGCCUAUAUUUGAGAAGUGUCAGCGGUAUAAGGAGAGGGCGUCUGUUCCUGAGAAUAAACCGGCAGGGACGGUGGUGCUACAGGUGUACGCGGUCGACGCAGACGAGGGAGCCAAUGGGAAAGUGACGUAUGGCUUCAUGCACAGAGACAGCGCGGUGCCUGCUUUCAACAUCGACCCUGACACGGGUGUGAUCGUGACAGCAAGGAAGUUUGAUAGGGAGCGUCAGAGGGAGUAUGCGGUGACGGUCACGGCCACAGACCAGGCGGCCGAGCCCCUCAUCGGCAUCUGCCAGCUGAAUAUUAUCAUACUCGACGAGAAUGACAACAGCCCAAAGUUUGAAACCCUGCGCUAUGAGUACUUCUUGCGGGAGGACACCAUGAUUGGCACCAGCUUCCUGCGUGUGGCGGCGCAUGACGAUGACUACAGCACCAAUGCAGCCAUCACCUACUCCAUGUCUAAGGAACAGCCGGAAUACCUGCAUGUCAACCCCGUGACGGGCUGGGUUUAUGUCAACCAGCCCAUCUCUCAGAGGACCUACAUCACCAGAGAGAUCAUAGCCACAGAUGGAGGGAACAGGAGCAGCUCCGUGGAGUUGUCCGUCACCAUCACCAACGUGAAAAACCAGCCGCCGCAGUGGGAGAGGGACAGCUACGAGGUGGUCAUACCGGAGAACACGGUCAGGGACACGCCCAUAGUGACGGUCAAAGCCACAUCUCCGCUGGGCGACCCCAGGGUGACCUACAACCUGGAGGAUGGCAUGGUCCCAGAGACCAAUAUGCCCGUGCGCUUCUACCUGACGCCCAACCGGGAGGACGGCUCUGCCUCCAUCCUGGUGGCCGAGCCCCUGGACUACGAAACCACGUGGCACUUCACGCUCAGGGUGCGCGCCCAGAAUGUUGCUGCAGUGCCUUUAGCUGCUUUCACCACUGUGCAUGUCAACCUCACAGAUGUGAAUGACAAUGUUCCUUUCUUCACCUCUUCUAUCUACGAGGCCUCGGUGAUGGAGGGGGCGGAAGUUGGGACGUUGGUUCUCCAAGUGUCAGCCAAUGACCUUGAUCUGGGACUAAAUGGAAAGAUCUCCUACUCCUUGCUGAACGACCGCAGCGGAGACUACCAAUUCUUCCGCAUUGAUCCAGGACUUGGCUCCAUAUACACAGAGGCAGUGUUCGACCGGGAGACCAAGGGCUCCUACCUGCUGGAAGUGAAAUCCGUGGACAGCUGGGAAUCUGCCAGGCCUGGAAGGCACGGGCAGCCCAAUUCAGACACUGCAUACGUGCGGAUCUUCAUCAGCGACGUGAAUGACAACAGGCCAGCGUUUGCACAGGACGUGUAUGAGGUGGACGUGGACGAGGACGCUGAUGUGGGGUCCACUGUCCUCACCGUCAGCGCGAACGAUGGGGACGAGGGUGCCAAUGCCAAGUUGCGCUACCAGAUCACGUCUGGCAACAUGGGUGGUGUUUUUGACGUGGAGCCCGAGGUGGGCACCAUCUUUGUGGCACAGCCGCUGGACUACGAGCAAACAAAGCGCUACAGGCUGCAUGUGCUGGCCUCCGACGGCAAGUGGGAGGACUACGCUGUCGUGGCGGUCAACGUGGUGAACCGCAAUGACGAGGCACCCGUCUUCACCGUCAACGAAUACUAUGGCAGUGUGACAGAGGAGCUGGAUGGCUCACCUGUCUUCGUGCUUCAGGUAACAGCGUCUGACCCAGAUAAGGAUGCUGACCAGGAGGCUCUGCGUUACUCUCUGCAUGGCCAGGGCGCUGAGAGUGAGUUCAUGAUUGAUGAGGCAACAGGGAAGAUCUACGCGCAGAGGACGCUGGACAGGGAGGCCCGGGCCGUGUGGCGUUUUGUGGUCUUGGCCACCGACGAGGGCGGUGAAGGGCUGACUGGGUUCACCGAUGUCAUCAUCAGCGUGUGGGACAUCAAUGACAACGCUCCGGUCUUUGGAUGUGCACCAGACAGCUGCCAUGGAAGCGUGGCGGAGAACUCACCACCUGGCACGUCCGUGAUGGAGUUGACUGCCACGGACCUGGAUGAUACGGCCGUGGGGCAGAAUGCCGUGCUGGCCUACAGGAUUGUGGGUAACACAGUCCUUAGCGGAGGCAGCAGUAUUGUGGACAUGUUCACCAUCAAUGGCGCCACAGGGACGGUCUCUGUCGCCGCGGCAGGCCUUGACAGGGAGAAGACAGAGUCGUACCUUCUGGUGGUGGAAGCCAGGGACGGAGGUGGCAUGAUGGGCACAGCAACGGCCACCAUCAGCGUGAUGGACAUCAAUGACCACGCCCCCCACUUCUUGGAGCGCUCGUGUGAGGCACGGAUCCCCGAGAGCAGCGAGCCCAACACCGCUGUGCUGGAGCUGGCCGCCGAGGACGCGGACGCUGGUGAGAAUGGUCAGCUGACCUUCAGCAUAGUGGCCGGUGACCCAGAGCAGAAGUUCUACAUGGUGAGUCACCGACAAGAGCAGCGGGGCACCCUGCGACUGAAGAAGCGUCUGGACUACGAGCGGCCGGGCGAGCAGAAGUUCAACCUGACCAUUAAGGUGGAGGACUUGGAGUAUUCCAGCCUGCUGCAUUGCACUUUGGAUGUAGAGGACUACAAUGACCACGCUCCGGUCUUUAUCCCUCACUUCCUGCAGCUCCCAGCCCUGAGAGAAGACAUCCCCGUUGGCUCAAGUGUGGCCAUGGUAGCUGCCAGUGACUCAGACUCUGGCUCAAAUCGUGAGAUCACCUACAGCAUAGCCCCUGAGUCAGACCCCCAUAGCCUGUUUUUGGUGGACCAGACUGGGCUGGUCACUGUGGCUAGGCAGCUGGACCGGGAGGAAGCAUCCCAGCAUCACCUGGUCAUACUUGCAACAGAUCAUGGGGAUCCCCCUCUCACGGGCACUGCCACCAUUCAAAUGUCCCUGCUGGAUGUGAAUGACAACGGGCCGGAGUUCGAGGCUGCAUAUGCCCCUGUGGUGUGGGAGAACGUUCCUGGGCCACAGGUGGUGCAUCUCAAUGCAAGCUCCACCCUGCUGAGAGCCAUCGACCGAGACUCUGCAGAGAAUGGCUCGCCCUUCUCGUUCUCUGUCCCUCCCGAGUACCGUUACAGCAACGACUUUCUCCUGCGGGAGAACGGAAAUGACACAGCCACCGUUACAGCGCUUAGGGCCUUUGACAGGGAGCGGCAAAAGGAGUUCCUGCUUCCCGUCAUCAUGACUGAUAGCGGAAAGCCACCCCAGACAGUCACCAGCACACUCACCAUCACCAUUGGUGACAAAAAUGACCACGCCCAUAUUGCUGGAGAAAAGAAAAUAUACAUCAAUACUCACAGAGGGAGGAUGCCAACGACUGUUCUGGGGAAGGUGUAUGCUCCAGAUCCUGAUGACUGGGACAACAAAACAUAUUCCUUCGAGGGACAUGCUCCUAAUCACUUCCUCCUGAACAAGCGCACGGGCUUCCUGGUCAUCAAGGAGAUUGCCCCGCCUGGCGUGUACGACUUCAGGGUGCGUGUGGCAGACGGAGAGUGGCCGGAUGCCGUCUCCACCGUGAGCGUGCACGUGCGGGAGCUGCGCGAUGAUGUCAUCCAUAACUCCGCCUCCCUUCGCUUUGCAGAUAUCACUGCUAAGGAGUUCAUGGAACAGCGAGGGGGUAUUCGCAGUAGGUAUGAGCUGCUGAGAGACUUCCUGUCUGAGAUGCUCUCCGUGGGGACAGACGACGUGAACGUCUUCAGCCUGGUGGAGGUGCGGGACAGGACCCUGGAUGUGCGCUUCAAUGUGCACGGCUCCCUCUUCCUGCGGCCAGAGAGGCUGCACGGAUACCUCGCCGCUCAUAAACAGAAGCUGCAGUCCUUCCUGCAGGUCAAUGUCACCCAGGUGCACGUGGACGAGUGUGCGUCAACGCCCUGCGGAGGAGAGGCUGGCUGCACCACCCACCUGAGUGUCAGCGACAAGCCCACGGUGGUGGACUCGGGCAGCAUGGCCCUAGUGUCAGUCACGCUGAAGGCCACGGCCGUGUGUGCCUGCUCGGCCAGAGAGCACCUCCACCAGGGCUGUUCCACUUACCCCCGUAACCCCUGCCACAACGGAGGAGUGUGUGUGGACACCCAGAGCGGAUUCAGAUGUCAGUGCCCGGCGCAGUUCGAGGGACCUGAGUGCCAGCAGACCAAGCACAGUUUCCAUGGCAACGGCUAUGCCUGGUUCUCUCCCAUAAGGCCGUGCUUCGAGAGCCACCUCACAUUGGAGUUCAUCACGGAGGUGGCAGAUGGCCUGCUGCUUUACAGCGGACCCCUUGCCCAGCUCCAGCCGUGGGAGCCUGAGGACUUCAUGGCGAUAGAGCUGAUCGACGGCACUCCCACCCUGAAGAUAAACCAUGGCUCGGGCACUCUGGUCCUGCAGUUGCCGGGCAACGUGAAUGUGGCGGACAGACGGUGGCACAGACUGGACGUGAGGAGCAACAGCAAGGACGUGGGGUUCACCCUAGACCGCUGCACUGGGGCCACCGUCAUGGAGAUGGAGGGAGUUGGCAGCUGGCUGACCACCGAGGACCACACUUCCUGUGAGGUCACAGGUGUCACGCCAAACCUGGACAGGCAUCUAAACGUGACCCAGGUUCUCCAGCUGGGAGGCGUGAAUGAGAACCUGCCCUACAUCUACCCUCAGCUUCAGCACAAGCACUUCACUGGCUGCAUCCGCAACCUCAUCGUGGACAGCAAGGUGUAUGACCUGGGCUCUCCAGCAGACUCCUCUGCCAGCACUCCCGGAUGCCUGAUGACAGACAGCAGCUGUGUGAACAUGGGCUUCCCCUCCUGCGGCACCAGGGGGCGCUGUCAUGGCGAGUGGGGCUCAUUCAGCUGCCAAUGCGUUGCCGGUUAUGCCGGACACCAGUGCGAGCAGGAGCUCCCAGAGUACUCGUUCGACGGGAGGAGCCACGUGCAGUACCAGCUUACUGGGCCGCUCCCCGCCAGGUACACGCAGGUGCAGGUCUUGAUCCGAACCCGCAAGCACAGCAGUUCCAUCCUCAGCCUCCUGUCAGCCCAGCAGAGCGAGUACCUCCGACUGGAGAUCUUUCAGGGUUUGUUGACAGCUUUCUACAAUCUGGGUGACGGUGACUUCAACCUGACCACGCCCUCCCACCGUCUGGACAACGGCGAGUGGCACGAGGUACACCUGGAUCGCCACGACAACGAGGUGACCCUGCGCGUGGAUGGCGGCGGCGGGCGCCGUGAGGUCACCGGCUCGCCAGGCCACAGUCGCGAGAUCGUCGUCGACACGUCCAUGGUGAUGCUGGGAAAUUCGUUCCCCUUGGCGCACAAUAAGAGCUUUCAAGGAUGCAUGCGGGAUCUGAGACUGAAUGGCCGCUCCAUGCCCCUGGAGGUUCAGGCGGGUGAUGGCGUGAAGGUGAUCAGCUCUCUGGGGGUCACGCCGGGCUGCUCCUCAGACUCAUGCAGGAGGAACCAGUGCACUCCUCCAUUCACUUGUGUAGACCUGUGGAGGGUCCAUGAGUGCAGGUGUCCUCCGGGUCACAUAGUCAAGGCCAACGCCACGGGCAAGUACUGCAUGUACACGCUCUGCGCCAGCCACCCAUGCCACCGGGGCACCUGCGUGGCGCAGUCGCCCUCCAAGUUCACGUGCCACUGCCCGGAGGGCUACCGAGGGCACCGCUGUGAGCUCACACUCGCCGUCUACCGCGAUGACGUCGGCCUCAGCUUCAGCUCUCUCUUCGCCAUAUGCAUCUGCUUCAUGGCGUUGCUAGUCCUCCUGCUGGGCAUCUUCCUGUACACGCGCUGGCGGAGCUACAAGGGUCUGAAGGAGGGUGUGUACCACGUGUCGGCGCACCACGAUGGCUGGGAGGACAUCCGCGAGAACGUGCUCAACUACGACGAGGAGGGUGGCGGCGAGGAGGACCAGAAUGCUUAUGACAUGGCAGAACUUCAGAAGUCCCUGCAGCCCAGCCCGGCCCAGUCAGUGCAGUACAGCCGCACUCGGGCCACCCGCCACCAACCUCCCACUCAGCAGCCGCAGCAGCACCUCCUCCACCAAGCCGAGGCCCCGUGCCGCGCCCCGACCGCCGCCACCAGCACCUCCUCCGUGUCCUCUGGCGGCGGCACACUCCGCCGGGACGUGCCCCCAAGCCGCAGCCCCGCACAGGGCCAGUGCGCAGGGCCCGGGGCCACGCGGGCUGCCCGGCUCACCCGCAAGAGCCUGUCCUUCUCCAGCCAGGACCUAGCGCGCUACCUUUGUGAGAUCAUCCGCGACGCAGACCAGCAUCCAGAGACGGCUCCCUUCGACUCGCUGCAGGUGUUCUCGACGGAGGGCGGCGGCUCGCCCGCCGGCUCGCUGAGCUCCUUCAGCUCGGCAGGCCUGGAGGAGAGCGCCGCCACGCACGACUCCCUCCGGGAGUGGGGGCCGCGCUUCGAGAAGCUCCGGGCUCUGUACGAGAGGGCAGAGGGCAGCGACCUCUGAAGGGUGAGGAGGGGAACCAUGCCCUGCUUCCACAACAGAACAGUGAGACCUUGGAAAACUUUCUGUCUGAAAAACCUGAGCAUCAGGUUCCUGGAUCCAGAAUCAAAAAGGAUUUUUUUUUUUUUUUUUUCACGUUUAUUUAAGCCGAAAGAGGCCUGCUUCGCUUUCUGUCCGUGUCUGGGAUUGCGAUUUUUUUUACAAAACGUUUCUCCUGAGAACUGAAGGAUACGGAGACAGACUCGGCCUGCCCCGGAUUACCGAUGAGCUGCAAACUGGAGGUGCCAGUCAAAGAAACGAGCAUCUGCACAUGACACUCCAAGCCUGCUGGAAGCCUCUUUGCAACUUGGACGACUCAUGAACAACAGUGAGGGGAACAGGAGCGUUUGCUAACUUUGCGACUUGCACUAGCAGAGUCCCCAUCCCACUCCUACCUAUCAUCCUACCAUCCCGUCUUAUAUAUUUGCGUUCCGUUUUUAAGUAAAAGCAGAAUGUGCUUGGACACCGGCAGUGUGUAGUUUUUCCCCGGCCUUCAGUGCUUUGCUUUUCUGAUCCUUUUGCUGCCUGUGCUGUCAGAGAACCUCGAUGCAUUCAUCGUUCAUCAGUAACACCUACGCGCUCAGUGGCUGUCUUGUUUUAUUUAUUUUUUUAUACAUACCACUCUCCUCAUAAAUUUUACUCCCCUUCAGACCGACAGCAGGAGAAAGAAGUGACUGUGGAAGGGAAGAAAAGAAAAAAAUAAAGGAGAUGCUAGAAACACUAAAAACGAGGGACAGAGCGGCCUUAUUGUUCAGCCUCUCUGGCGAUAUUCGCUAGGAAUAUAAAUCGUGUCCCCUCUCCAGCCAAAAAAAAAGGCACACACUGGUGUGGAAUACAAAUGUGUGCGGGACACGCUGGACUGUGGUGGGGUGCAGACCACUCCAGAGCUGUCCAUUGUUAGGCCCCCUAACACGGCACCAAAACAGGGUGGAGAAAGGAAUCAGGUCCGCUGAAAAUGAAAGGCUAUUUUGUGAGUGGGUGUGGGCAGGGUUGUAUGUAUGCAUGCAUGUCUGAUUGCAUCCCGUGUCUGAUUUCUGUGCUGGAGCUUUCCUGAUUGGUAGGAUCGCAGUCACACGGCUCCACUUUGCUUUGCCUCGCUGCUGACCGCCCCCUCUUGAUUACAUCCUGAACCUCUGGCAACAAACAAUGUGCACCCCAGAGUACAGGUGAGUCCAUCUUGGAGCACUGUAGAAGUUAGUGUACAUCCAUACACCAUCUCGACAUGCACGCCCCAGUCCACCCCUGCACAGGUUGUUUUAACGGAGUCGCAUGGCAGCCACGAGGAGCAGCAUGGUACCAUAAAAAUGCUCACCCAGUGUUCUGUGCAUCCUAGGGUGCCCCCCCCCCCCAUUUUCUCAUUCCCGCCUUUUUUUUUUUCCUUUUUUUCCUUUUUUUGCGAGCACAGGCGCAUGUGGAGCGUGACAGGCCGGCUGUGUCGAGUAGGAGUGCGUUAAAAGACAUCAGAGUGCUAAUCCUAAUGUGAACCGAUCGCUCGCUGUCAUGCUGUGAACCAAAGGAUCAUGGGAGUCGGCAGCAAAAUCGUCACUCUUAUUAUGGAUCUCAAAAGUGCCAAUUUCUCUAAAGGCAGCAACACAAGUAUAAAAUGAGCUUUUCAAGUCGAGAAAACGGUACUGCAGCGUUUGCUAUUUUAUAGACAAGAUAAAAGAUCCACGAGGAUUGGAGUUUGGAUUCAUUCCCGUAACACGAUUGAGAAGGAUACAGAUUUAACGGAGAAAAAGAUGAUAAAUGAGACACACGGAGGGUCUGUUUCAAACCCUAUAGGGAUUCCCAUCAUGCCAGGCAGACAAGUGCCACCUUAAAAUCCAGCUAAUGCUGACUAUUUGUGUGAUGAAUAUAUAGUAUUGCAUAUUGUGAAAUAAUGUUUUUACCUCAUUUGUACAUAUUGAACAAAAGUUAUUGCUUUCGAGACCUCUUUUGGAAAAUAUCAAGAUACCAAGACUCUGCUUAUGUGGUUGAACAUGAGUUUGGGUUUCUGUGAAAAUAUCCUGCUGUUUUGUAUUUGCCUCAUUUGACAUGUUUACUUUUUUCUUUCUCAAUGAAUAAAGUUAUUUACUACUAUUAUGGUUUCAGUGCAUGGAGCAAGUCAUUUGUCCGUAUAGGCUUUAAGAAAAAUAAAAUUUUGAAACGA
Messenger RNA from Electrophorus electricus (electric eel), 11141 nucleotides. Its product is annotated as neural-cadherin. Lineage: Eukaryota; Metazoa; Chordata; Actinopteri; Gymnotiformes; Gymnotidae. The record is from RefSeq and is a predicted model, not a curated record. Gene Ontology annotation, biological process: homophilic cell-cell adhesion. Gene Ontology annotation, molecular function: calcium ion binding. Gene Ontology annotation, cellular component: cell-cell junction; plasma membrane.